AUGUACUCUACCUCGACUGUGGGCGCCGCCCUGCUGCUCGGCCUCGCCGCCAUUGCCCGGGCGGACGACAACUUCGGCGGCUACGGCUACUCGAGCAGCGCAGUCAACAUCUCAGCCCGCAGCGUUGCGUGGGAGAGGGCGUACAACAGCUCCAACGCCACUGGCACCAUCACAUUCACCGGCUACGACGUAUCUCUGCCCUGGCCCGGCAAGCCACUGGAUGGCUGGACCGUCUCCGCGACUGGAGUCGACCUGUCCAAGCUCGACGAUGCCCUGAGGGCUGAGGGCAAGCGUCGUGUCAUCGGCGACGACGUGCGCAUCGUCGCGCCCAGCUCGCUCUACAAGCAGAGCGCUAACUCCAGCGAUGCCGGCCGCCCGGUCGUCAACGCCCACGCGGACUGGGUCUUUUGCGCGUGGCCGUGGUAUCUGCCGCCCGCCGGCAACAACUCGCUGCAGAACAACCCAGACAACCUGCCGCAAAAGCCCGAUGGCUCCUGCGGCCAAUGGCUCACAGACUCUUGCAUCGCCGCGCUGGAGAACGCGGCCAAGACGGCCUACGAGUUCUCCUCGCUCCAGGGCACCUGGGGCCAGAGGCACAAGUGCAAGAGUUUGGAUGUACCCUCGGUCUGCCGUAGCGGUUACAUGUCGCGAAGCCAGCCUAUCACCGACAGAUGGGGAGCACCCCUCAAAUAUCUGAAUGGCUCGUCGACGUUUCAAGACGGCUACAGCCUCGACAACCGCUACACACCCGAAGACCAAAAGGCCAUGUGGAAGACUAUCACCCACAGUUAUCGACCCAUCCUUACGCUCUUUGGGCGCAGCAACUCGGACCCCAAUGCCAAAGUCGAGCCAGGCUUCGCCAAACUGGUGUGCCUCCGGGCACAGGAAAAAGGUGAAGUGAACGAGCCGGCUUCUCAGGGCAACAACGGCAGCAACGGCUCCGGUGGCAAGAAUAGUGCGACUGGUGUAUCAACCAGUUGGGUAUUGCUGCUCACCAUGGUGGCCGCUGUCAUGGCUUUGCACUAA
Molecule: messenger RNA, 1026 nt
Organism: Thyridium curvatum
Lineage: Eukaryota; Fungi; Ascomycota; Sordariomycetes; Thyridiales; Thyridiaceae
Exons: 2
Coding region: 1-1026 (341 amino acids)
Source: RefSeq, a predicted model, not a curated record